AUGCGGAAUUUAUCUAUUCUUUCAUAUAACCAGUUUACUCUCCCACAGGGGAACAGGGCUGCUUAUGGGGUGGCACUGGACAUAGACACUAACUUGACAUAUGUCGCUACUCAGAGAAAUCUCGCUGGUGGAGGGACUGAUAUAGAAAUUUGGCAACUGCCGACGGAUGAUGAGAGCAUUCCAUUGGCUACCAUAACGCCAGACUCUGUGCCCAAAUUCGAAGCACCUCAUCAAGUAGUCUCUUUCACGUUUCUCGCAGAAUCACGGCAAUUAGUCGUAAUCCUCGCCGGUGGUGACAUUGCUGUAUUAGCACUGGAUGACGCUUCUGAAGCCUCAGAGUUUGAUAUAAUUGGAUCAGUUGAACCCGGGAUCAAGGCAGCAUCAUGGAGUCCCGACGAGUCUCAGCUUGUUCUAGUCAAUGGCAACGACGAGUUACUUGUCAUGUCCAAGGAUUUCGAUGUCCAAUUCGAGGGUCCACUCCGGCCUUCCGAUUUAGGCCAAGAGAAACACACCACGCUAGGUUGGGGCUCAAAACAGACCCAGUUCCAUGGCUCACUGGGAAAGGCUGCUGCUGUAACCGAACCUUCCAUUACCGGUCAAGGCGGAACUGACAAGCCAAGUCCGGACGACGAUAACAGUCCGCGUAUAUCAUGGCGUGGCGACGGCGCUUUCUUUGUUGUUUCAUCUCUGGAUCCUCGUGGUGCCCAUUCUUCUGUGCGCCGGCUCCGAUUUUACUCUUCCAGUCCCACUGUUCACUUAUCCACGUCCGAAUACACCCCUGGAUUAGAAGGUGUCCUUGCGUGGCGCCCUUCUGGGGGCCUUAUCGCUAGUACUCAGAGAUUCGGUUAUGAGGGAGGAGGCGUUGGGCGUCAAGGCCGACAUGACGUUGUAUUUUUCGAACGAUGUGGGCUACGCCGGGGCGAAUUCGGUAUUCGCGGCUGCGUUGCAACGGACAACGCCGAAGCCAAUAAAUCGGCUGGCCUGUGGAGCUACAAGGUGAAAGAGUUACUAUGGAAUGCUGAUUCUUCGAUCCUUGCCUUGUGGGUUGAGCAUGCGAAUGGAGAUUCUGUGCAGUUGUGGACAACGGGGAACUACCAUUGGUAUCUGAAGCAAGAGAUUAUACCACAUGGUACUUCUUCGCGAUAUACAUCCGUUAUGUGGCACCCAGAGGAUGCUCUGCGACUCAUCUGUACCACAAGUCUCUCCGUUGAAGAUCGCGCCAUUUUAUGGGAAACCUGUGCAUCCAGCUCAGUAUCGGCGGACUCUUCCGGCUGUGUGGCGGUAGUAGACGGCAGUUCUAUUCUCAUUACCCCUUUCAAGUUACAGAACGUUCCACCACCCAUGUCUUCUUUCAAGAUUGAUAUCAACUCGAUCGCCACUCCUUCUCACCUUGCCUUUUCAGCUGAUUCUCGCUCCCUUGCUAUGGUUCGAGCUGAUAAUUCCGCUCAAAUAUGGGAUCUAGCCAUUCGAACAGGUACAAAAGGGAAAAUAGCCCAACCCAAACUAACCUGGGAAGGCGUAUUGAUCAAUGGAGACAGCCGAACCAACGAUCUCGUCUGUCCGCGUCAAAUUACACUAUCGGAAAGCUCCGUCAUAGUGCUGGGAUCCAGUAGAGACGGAUUCCAUGACAUCGUGAAUAUCACAUCCAUCGGAGACUCCGAGUCAGCGACCCUCCAAGUCCCUCGUUUUGGUCGUCUGAUUGGAGAUUCAUAUUACCAAGACGGCGCUGGGCAGAUUUACAAUAUCAAGAACCGAGAGUUAGUCAAGUUGGGUGGAUUCCCCCGAUUCUGUGCUUACGGAGAAACCAUUGCAACGCUUCAUGGGGUACUAUUGGUCGGUCUAGACUCCUCUGGCAAGUUGGUUACAUGCGCCUUGGACCCAAUCACCGGACCUCAAGUUAAUGAAAUCUCGCAUUCCGUAAACUCAUUUGCACUCGCAAGUGGAUUCCUAAUGUUUACAACUACUGCACACGAGAUCAAGUUUGUUCCGACCGAUUCGCUAUUCUCUGGGUUGGGAGAGCCCGAGAGGUCACUAUGGGAGGUACGCCGAGUAGAGCGUGGCUCACGCAUUGUGGUUCCAGUCCCACCGACAGCUAGUGUGGUCCUUCAACUUCCUCGAGGGAAUUUGGAAACGAUAAACCCACGACCUUUGGUAUUAGCAAGUGUCCGGGCUGAUGUAGAAAGGGGAGAUUUUAGAAGGGCUUUCCUUACUUGUAGAAAACACAGGAUUGACCUACACGUUCUGGUGGACUAUGCUCCAACCGUAUUUACAAGCGAUCCCGCCCAGUUCGUCGACCAAGUUCCAGAGGUUGACUACCUUAAUCUAUUCCUAACUGGGCUUGGGCAGUCGAAGCGACAUCCCCAAGAGAUUACCAGCAUAUGCGACAAGCUUCGUGCUGAAUUUGAACAGAGAGGGCUCGCACGAUACAUACAGUCCAUUCUUACUGCCCACGUAGUGAAGACUCCCCCAGAUGUUGAAAGUGCUCUAAAGGUGUUACAUACUCUUCGAGAAUCGGAGCCAAGCACAGUUGAAGACGCAGUCAAGUACAUUAUAUUCUUGGUGGAUAGCGAUCAGUUAUUUAAUACUGCAUUGGGAAUGUACGAUUUUUCUCUUGUAUUGAUGAUUGCCCAGCAAUCACAAAAGGACCCUCGAGAAUAUCUACCUUUCCUACGAGAGCUUCGAUCGUUCGAAAUGUUCUAUCAGAGAUUCCGCAUCAAUGAUUACCUUGGGAGGCGCGAACUUGCAUUGGCUAACUUAAAGCUAGCCGGUUCACCAAGAUUCGAAGAAGCAAAAAAAUAUAUCGAAAAGCACCAGCUAUACUCCAAGUCAAUCGAACUUUGGAAAGACGAGGUGGCUGAAUAUGCGAUAAUAUUGGUUCUUUAUGGGGAAUGGCUAAUGGAGCGAAGAGAAUUUAGUAAGGCGGGCCAAGCGUUUUCGUUGGCAAAGGAUUCCAAACGAGCCAUGUUCGCGUACGAGAAAGCCCGCAUGUGGAAAGAGCUCUUUUCACUGGCGCUAGAUACUGGGGUAGGAGGCCAAGAUUUGAUUGAUAUGGGCCAUCGAGUAGCAGAGAGUUUGGUCUCACACUCCCGAUAUUCUGAAGCUGCUAGAGUGUACCUGGAUUAUAGCCAAGAUGUUCCCAGCGCUGUAUCAGCACUUACCCGCGGAAACGAUCUCUCCGAAGCAUUCAGGGUGAUAUCAAUAAAUAAAGCGCAGCAUCUAGCGGAAGAAAUAAUUAGCCCUGAGGCAUUAGAUUUGUGUACCCAACUCCGCGAAGAUGUUCAAGAGAUGGCUGAGCAGCUAACUCGCCAAGGUCAGCGUUUGGUCGAACUAAAAGAGAAGAAAGCACUUGAUCCAGAUAGUUAUUACGGACGAGAGGAGCCUAAUCUACACAAUGUGGACGCUCUGACUGAUGCGUCCGGUAUUUCUCAAUUUACCAAGUAUACCAAGGCAUUAACCAGUACCACUACCAAGCGGUCGCAAAAGUCCUCAAAGAAAGCGGCAAGGAAGGCUGGUCGGAAAGGCACAGCUAAUGAAGAAGAAUAUAUUCUCGCCUCGUUGGUCAAGUUAAAUCAAAGGCUUGAGCACAUAGAAAAGGAGGCAUCUCAGCUGAUUCCAAAUAUGACAAAAAUUUCGGAUGAGCAUCGAACUUUGGGGAGGAAGCUUCGUGAAGAUAUCACACGAUUUGAAGAACAGCUGAGCACUAUAAUUGAGCGAGAGUGGCCCAGUGAUCUGGAAGGGAUGGGAACCGUGGAGUCGGCAUCAACAACCAUCCCGGCUUUCAAACCCCCUAAACCAGCCACACCAAAAGAACUAUGGAAAACUAUUUUGACUGAAGUCUGA
Messenger RNA from Rhizoctonia solani, 3840 nucleotides. RefSeq names its product Pol II transcription elongation factor. Bases 1 to 3840 code for a protein of 1279 amino acids. Gene Ontology annotation, biological process: tRNA wobble base 5-methoxycarbonylmethyl-2-thiouridinylation. Gene Ontology annotation, molecular function: protein binding; tRNA binding. The transcript is spliced from 20 exons. Lineage: Eukaryota; Fungi; Basidiomycota; Agaricomycetes; Cantharellales; Ceratobasidiaceae. Gene Ontology annotation, cellular component: cytosol; elongator holoenzyme complex. The record is from RefSeq and is a predicted model, not a curated record.